Messenger RNA from Jatropha curcas, 1126 nucleotides. RefSeq names its product 2-Cys peroxiredoxin BAS1, chloroplastic. The record is from RefSeq and is a predicted model, not a curated record. Gene Ontology annotation, molecular function: thioredoxin peroxidase activity. Gene Ontology annotation, biological process: response to oxidative stress; cellular response to stress; cell redox homeostasis. NCBI's taxonomy places the organism in Eukaryota, Viridiplantae, Streptophyta, Magnoliopsida, Malpighiales, Euphorbiaceae.
CUCUGGAGGAGGAUAUUAUCUUCACCUACAAUUUCUCCACCUUAGACUUUGAAUUGUGACAGUGUAAUAAUAACCAGUGAAGAGAGAGAUUUGAUACAGAGAGCUUUGAAGUUGAAGAAAUGGCUUGCUCCGCUACUUCAACCACCGGACUCAUCUCCUCAAUCGCCGCCACUACCAAAUCUAUGGCUUCUCCUAUCUGUAAAUCCUCUCAAAACCUAACUCUCCCCAAAUCCUUCUUCGGCCACCGCAAGCCGCUCCAAUCCCGCGCCCCACGAUCCAUAUCAAUGGCUCGUGGCUCUCAUUCGGGGAAGAGUUUUAUUGUAAAGGCCAGUGGUGAAGCUCCGCUGGUCGGAAAUACAGCACCUGAUUUUGAGGCGGAGGCUGUUUUUGACCAGGAGUUCAUUAAGGUUAAACUUUCAGAAUAUAUUGGGAAGAAAUAUGUGAUUCUCUUCUUCUAUCCGUUGGACUUCACAUUUGUUUGCCCCACAGAGAUCACUGCUUUCAGUGACCGUUAUGGUGAGUUUGAGAAGCUAAACACUGAAAUAUUGGGUGUUUCAGUUGACAGUGUGUUCUCCCACCUUGCAUGGGUUCAAACUGAUAGGAAGUCAGGUGGUCUUGGAGAUUUGAACUAUCCCUUGAUAUCUGAUGUCACCAAGUCAAUUUCAAAAUCUUACGGUGUGCUAAUCCCUGAUCAGGGAAUCGCUUUGAGAGGACUUUUCAUUAUUGACAAGGAAGGAGUCAUCCAACACUCCACCAUUAACAAUCUUGCUAUUGGGCGUAGUGUUGAUGAGACAUUGAGAACACUCCAGGCACUGCAAUAUGUGCAAGAAAAUCCAGAUGAGGUUUGCCCAGCAGGGUGGAAGCCUGGUGAGAAGUCGAUGAAGCCAGACCCAAAGCUGAGCAAGGAGUACUUUGCGGCAAUAUAGAGGGGUUAGCAAUAAAUUCCAAAUUUUCCAAUCAAUUUCAGAUAGGAGAUGUAAAUUUUUUUUCCAUUUUCAUGUAAUUUUUGUUAAAGAGCUUUGAUGAGCAGUUUCCGGAAUAAGUGCUUUGCAGAGAACUCGACUUGGUUGUUUUUGUCAAUUAAUUAAUGCAGCAAACAAAAUGGCUUCACUUUGUUUCUUAUUUA